Phytophthora sojae is the source of this 675-nucleotide messenger RNA. RefSeq lists its product as hypothetical. The coding region runs from base 1 to 675 and encodes 224 amino acids. The record is from RefSeq and is a predicted model, not a curated record. The transcript is spliced from 3 exons. NCBI's taxonomy places the organism in Eukaryota, Oomycota, Peronosporomycetes, Peronosporales, Peronosporaceae.
AUGUCGAGCCUUCCAGACCUAACGCAGCAGCAGCCUGCGGUGCGCCUACGGAAAGCUCGCACGACCCCCGCGGACUUGCCAUCGGAGAAGUCGCCGCUGGGCACGAGACGGCGGCUGCGUUUCAAGGAGAAGGAGAACCCGGGCACGCCCGCUGUGCAUCGCCGACGACGAAGACUGGCCGCGCAUCUUGUGAUCAAGAGCUCUACGCGCGACGGAGCGCAUCUCGAGGUGCUGAUGCCACCCGAGCCUGUGGGCGAUGCCAGCGCUGUGAUGGGGUACAUGCUACGAGAUCCUCGGAAAGACAACGACAAGAACAUGCUGCUAUCGUGGUAUGGCGUGCUGCCUGGACACCUCAAGAACACUGAACGCGCUGAGGACACGAAGCACACCGAUGGCAUCCUUUCCCCGCCGCGCGGACUUGAUCAGAUGAGCACCGGCCCGCUGACUCUCUCACACAACGUGUACCUGAAGGACUAUGUGCUCGACAUUGUGCUGACCAAGUCCAAGCACAAGAAUCCUAAGCGUACGACGGUCGUGGAGCUGGAGGCGCCAGGCUUUCGUCACCGCCGUGGACCUGGACGGCACCGCAGCCUCACAAAAUACACUGACCAGGGCAAGAUCUCGGUCCACACUUGCCGCGGGCUCUCAGUCGUGCCGCGCAUACAAGUUGCCUGA